Messenger RNA from Myiozetetes cayanensis, 1494 nucleotides. RefSeq names its product popeye domain containing 2 (gene POPDC2). Lineage: Eukaryota; Metazoa; Chordata; Aves; Passeriformes; Tyrannidae. Bases 16 to 1074 code for a protein of 352 amino acids. Gene Ontology annotation, molecular function: cAMP binding. The transcript is spliced from 4 exons. The record is from RefSeq and is a predicted model, not a curated record. Gene Ontology annotation, cellular component: sarcolemma.
GGGGAGUGGGGAAGGAUGAGCGCAAGCAGCCUCUCUUGGGACCAGGCUGUCCUCCAGCCUCCGGUGUGUGAUGCCUGGAAGGAGAUUAUGGAGGAAGCAGCCUACCAGCUGGCCAGCUGCAUCGUCCUCCUGGGUUACAUGGGGGGAAGUGGCAUCUUUGGGUCCCUCUAUAUCUUUGGCCUCCUGGCCCCAGGCUACUUCUGCUAUGCUCUGUGGGGCUGGCUCAAUGCUUGUGGGCUGGAUAUCUUCAUCUGGAACAUGCUGCUCGUCCUCAUCUGCUUGCUUCAGCUGGCUCACCUGGCUUACCGGCUCCGCAGAAACACCAUCCCAGAAGAGUUUGACCUCCUCUACAAGACCAUGUACCUGCCCUUGCAGGUGCCCCUGGACGUCUACAAAGAAAUCGUGAAGUGCUGUGAAGAGCAUGUCCAGUCGCUAGUCAGAGACCAGAAUUACGCGGUACAGGGCAAGACGCCCAUCGACCGCCUCUCAUUGCUGCUGUCUGGCAGGAUCCGAGUAUGCCAGGAUGGACAAUUCCUUCACUACGUCUUUCCUUACCAGUUCCUGGACUCUCCAGAAUGGGAGUCACUGCGACCCUCUGAGGAAGGAACCUUCCAGGUCACGCUGACAGCUGAGACUGAUUGCAGCUUCAUCACCUGGCCGAGGAAGAAGCUGUAUCUCCUCCUGAGGAAGGACCGCUACAUUGCCCGGCUCUUCUCCUCCCACCUGGGCUAUGACAUCUCGGAGAAGCUCUACUCCCUCAACGAGAAGCUCUUCUCCAAGUUCGGCCUGCGCUUCGACAUCCGCUUGCCCAGCCUCUACCAUGUCCUUGGGCCAGCUUCCUCCGAGGGGGAGUCGGAGGACUGCGAGGAGCUGCUGCCUGCCUCUGGCCAGGCCAGUGUCUCUGAGCCCCCUCCGCAGCCGCCGCCACCGCCACCACCGGCCCCGCGCCCCCGGGCAUCCCGGCCCGACAGUGAGCUGCUGGGUGAGGACUCCACCAGUCUUGUCUUGGAAGAUUUUGCUGAGUUGCCGGGGUCUUUUAUGGACUAUGUGAGCGAAGGGGAGUAUAUGAAGUGAGGGCACUCCUGGUACGGGCACACCUCCCCCUGUGUGGGACCCUCGCCCUCUGGAAACCUUCUCCGGAGUUCUCCUCACUCUCUCUGCAAAGGACGAGCCCCUCUGGCUCCCACUCAGACUCCUGAACUCUAGGGAACAACAGGCUGUUUUGAUCCCGAAGCCUCUCCAUGGGCACAGAUGCGCUCACACAGGUUUUUGACCAGAGAGACACUCUUUAGCACGCAGAGAUGUCUGCCAGCAGACAUUUACACUCAGGAGCACAUGAAGCACAUGCUUAAGACUGCAGUGUGACACUCCAGCACCUCCCACCCCAUGGUUGUUCACCAGAGCUGCCUUCCCCAGCGUGCUUCCAUGGUUUGUUUUUUAGUCCUCCCUCUCUGAAGUGUGUCAGCAGCUCUGCUACCAAGGUGCAGAAUCUGU